GGACGUCUUCAAGUGGGCCUCGAGGGUCCCCUUGUACAUUGAUUUCACUUAUGGAGCUCACUUUUAGUCCAUCUAGGCUGUUCGCUAGAGUGACAAAGAGCAGUUGAGCUUGUGAAGGAGCGGUGCCAGCCUGCAGGAGCACGAGGAGCCCGAGCUAUAUUAAUCGAGGCGUCUCUGAGGUCGUACGGGUUGCGAUGUCGGGUGUGAUGGGAGCCGCUGUGAGCUGCACGGGGAAAGAGAGACAAGACGCUGACCUGAGCCACACUGAGAGGAGGACGGAGAGUGAAAAGGGACCUCUAAGGACAAACACCAUGGAAGAGUUUAAAGUCCAGAGCGCUAAGCACCCCACACCAAACAGCACACCACUACGUGCUCCCAGCGAGCACUCCAGAGAGCGAGCCAAGCGUCUCUCCACAGAGUCGAACGGGACGAGCGAAGGAGCAGCCGGCUCCAGAACACCUGUAGAGCUCACACCACUAGAAGAGGCUUUCAAACGCUUCGCCAUCCACGGAGACACCCGAGCCACCGGCAAGGACAUGCACGGCAAGAACUGGUCCAAGUUGUGCAAGGACUGCGGCGUCAUUGACGGAAAAACCAUCACCCUGACAGACGUAGACAUCGUCUUCUCAAAAGUCAAGAACAAGACUGCCCGCACCAUCACGUACAGCCAGUUCAGGGAGGCCCUUUCUGAGUUGGCCAGGAAGCGUUUCAAAGAUAAAACCAGUGAAGAGGCAGCAGAGGAGGUCUUCAAGCUGAUUGAAGGGAAGUCGCCAAUUAUAUCUGGAGUCACGAGAGCCGUGGCAUCUCCCACCGUGUCCCGAUUGACCGACACCACCAAGUUCACAGGAUCUCACAAGGAGCGCUUCGACCAGGCAGGCCGCGGGAAAGGCAAGGCGGGCCGCGUCGAUAUGCCCGACACGUCCGGCUACGUCUCAGGCUACAAACAUGCGGGCUCAUACGAGAAGAAAGUCCAGGGCAAACCACAACAAAAACCCAUGUGAGAGUUCCCCUUGUUCCAUCAACAGGCAAGGCAGCGGAAAAAAGAAAAAGAAAAAAAGCACAACAGGAUCCUAUUUGCCAUUUCUGUUUGUUUAUAUGCAUCGUUUAUUUUCUGUGAAAGAGAUUUCCGUUUCCUGCGCCGUUGGCGACCUGGAACACCGUUUACAUCGACAGACAAGAGACGCAGCCGGCUGAUACAUUCCUCAUCAAUAAUGAAGAUUAUCAUCGUACUCUGAAAU
Molecule: messenger RNA, 1238 nt
Organism: Clarias gariepinus (North African catfish)
Lineage: Eukaryota; Metazoa; Chordata; Actinopteri; Siluriformes; Clariidae
Product: tubulin polymerization-promoting protein
Exons: 6
Coding region: 195-1001 (268 amino acids)
Biological process (GO): positive regulation of protein polymerization; microtubule bundle formation; microtubule polymerization
Cellular component (GO): microtubule
Molecular function (GO): tubulin binding
Source: RefSeq, a predicted model, not a curated record